Molecule: messenger RNA, 2197 nt
Organism: Zingiber officinale
Lineage: Eukaryota; Viridiplantae; Streptophyta; Magnoliopsida; Zingiberales; Zingiberaceae
Exons: 6
Coding region: 114-1865 (583 amino acids)
Molecular function (GO): metal ion binding; phosphatidylinositol binding
Source: RefSeq, a predicted model, not a curated record
AUACCGCGUUGUGACAAUGCAUCUGCGGUAGUCGUGAAACCGGUUUCUCCUACGGCUGUCCUCGUUAGGUCUUCUCUUGUUUCUUUAGGCUUCAAUCGCCUAAUCGAUUCGCUAUGAUCGGGACUCCUAAUCUUUACCCUGUAGUUGGAGUCGAGGAAACGGGGUCAUCCCAACCUCUGGAGUCGUCAGAAGCCAUCGGUCAUAUGAUCUCCCGUGUGAAUCAACCAGGGAUGGAGGAUUUUUCGUCUUCGUUGUCUGAGGUAUCUAAUCGAAUGGAGGGAAGCAACAACAAUUUCUCUUCGCUUAAGGCUGAAAAAUCUUGCACUUCAGAGUUGGUUCAAUCUCCUCACCACAGAAUUGACACUAUUGAAGAGACAGGCGAAUGGAAAUCGAACAAAUAUUUCUAUGAUAAUUCUCCACUUAUAAGAGGCAACAAUGAUAUAUCUGCUCCUCAGAGUGAAAAAUCUAGCACUUCAGAAUUGGUCCAAUCUUCUAAUCACAGAAUAGACACCAAUGAAGACACGGUAGAACAGAAGUCAGGCAAAUAUUUCUAUUAUGAUUCUCCACUUUAUGAAGAUACUGGAUUUUGGAUACCUGUGUCUGUCCCUCCCAUGCUAGAAAGUGACCCUGAUGAAUGGAGUUGUGGAUUUGGUGCUAAUGGUGGGUACUUUCCUGAGGAAGAAUUCAAUUGGGACCAAUUUUUAGGAGAAGAUAAGGAGAUGACCAUGUGGGAUGUGGUUUCUGAGAUGUUUCUUGUGGCACGAGGCAAAGUAAGUGCCCUAAGUUCAGGUAAUCUACUAAGCCAUAGAAUGUCUUGGAUAUCAACAGAUAUCUUAGAAGAAACUUGGAAAGAGAUGGCCAACACUCUGGCGGAGGCUAACUUUGGGAACAGUAUGGAGAUUCUGGAAACAGAGCCACCAAAGUGGUUAUCUGACAGUGCUGCUGCAGCUUGCAUGCUCUGCAACAUAAGAUUUCACCCAAUUAUGUGCUCAAGGCAUCAUUGCCGAUUUUGUGGUGGCAUAUUUUGCAAUGAUUGCUCGAAAGGAAGAAGCUUGCUACCUCGAAAGUUCAGAGAUGCAAACCCACAACGAGUGUGUGAUGUUUGUUGUGUGCGAUUGGAGUCUGUGCAACCUUAUUUAAUGAAUCAAAUCAGCCACGCCUCCCAGCUUCCAACCCAUGACAUGACUGACCUCAGUACCUUGCGAUCAUGGUUGAAUUUUCCAUGGGGUCGGACUAUGGAGUAUGAGAUUUACAAAGGAGCAAAUAUAAUUCACUCUUAUUGUAAGGUUGGUUUGCUGAAACCUGAGAAGUUAAUCCCAGAUGUUAUUUUGAAGCAAGCAAAAGGCCUUGCAAUCCUAACUGUUGUCAAUGUUGGUAUAAUGGUUACUUACAAAGUUGGGACUGGGCUUGUGCUCUCUCGAAGAGAAGAUGGCACUUGGUCUCCACCCUCGGCCAUUUCUUCAUUUGGUAUUGGAUGGGGGGCCCAGGCUGGAGGCGAGCUCACUGACUACAUAAUUGUAUUGAGGAAUGAAGCUGCCAUCAAAACCUUUAGCAGCAAUGGGCAUUUGUCCAUUGGUGCAGGAUUGAGUGCAGCUGCUGGAAUUUUUGGACGGGCUGCAGAGGCUGACAUACGUGCAGGUGAUGGCGGUAUCGCUGCUUGUUAUACAUACAGCUGCAGUAAAGGUGCAUUUGUUGGUUGUGCACUCAAUGGGAGCAUGGUCACUACUCGUGUAUCCGAAAACUCACGUUUCUACGGCGCACCUAUCAAAGCAUCCAAGAUACUUCUUGGGUCGAUGCCAAGGCCCCCAGCUGCAGCUAUUCUCUACCGUGCCCUUUCUGAGCUAUUCAUUAAGCUGGAAAGUUAGCCCAAUCGAGAUUUGGAGAAAUCAUGUUUCCAGAUAGAGUUUCUUCCGGGAACCUCCUCACUUAAUACUGCCUCUGCUUGUUCAACCUCCCUCCAAGUCCUUAUUCUUUAGUUGUGUGCAUAAAAUGGCGUUUGAAAAUGUACAGAUUAACCAUCAUUUCUGAAAAUGCAUGAAGCAAUUGUAAAUACCUAAGUAGUGUUGCACUUCUUUUUUAUAUUGCUGUAUAUAUAUAUCAGAAUUUAUACGGCCUAAAGUGUCUAUAUUUCUUUAACCGUGUAAUGUAAUGUUUGAUAUUUAUUGGUCUUCAAUUUUAGUUUUAUAGGAUUUGCUCA